UGUCUAGUGAGAUGUCCAUAGUUGUAUAGCCUAUCUCUAUCCAGUGAUCCAGUGCAAUGGAUGUGAAUCUUCAAAUAGCAACGGUUGUGUGGCUGUUAGCCACGUUUAUCACACUUAUGUGUGAACAAGCCCUUGCAGAUGUUCCUCCGCAGCUGAGGAGGGAACCUACCUCAAAACCCGUCCGCCCUUUCAGCCGCGUCAAAUUACGAUGCAGCGCACACCCCAAGGAAGCCAUUAUCACAUGGAGAUGGAAUGGUGUUGAUAUUACUGACUUUCCAAACAUUGCUACAAAUGGUGGCACAUUAUUAAUUAGAAACUUUGAAAGCGACGAAGGGAAUUUAUCCCAUGUUGGGAAUUACCAGUGUGUCGCGACGACGGGAGUUGGGAGUGUCGUCAGCAGAAUAGCAAGAUUAGAAGCAGCUUAUAUAAAGAAAUUUACAGAGAAACCGCCCCCUGAAGUAUUAUCAUGGCAUGGCGAAGUUGGUGUUAUUCCUUGUACAUUACCUGAAAGCAAACCACCAGCCAGAAUGGAAUAUAGUUUCAAGAAUAGAUGGAUAACAGAAAGUACAGAUCAUCACAGGAUAAUGCCUUCAGGUAAUCUUCACAUACUCAAUGUAUCAUCAAGUGAUGCCGGUUUCUACACCUGUUCAGCAGUCAACCCAACGACCAAUAAACGAUUAUCACCCAGGAAUGGAACGUUAUUAGAAGUUAGACAAGGAGAACCAGAAGAUGCUCCAAGGAUAGCAUACUCAAGCGGUGCUGUUGUGUCCCGUGGCGACCCAGCCAUCUUAGAGUGUGUGGUCACUGGUGGUCAUCCAACGUCCAGUAGGGUCCGAUGGGAGAAAUUGACCGGUGAUCUCUCGUUGGACGUCACUCAGCGGGACGGUAGCUUGAUCAUUCCUUCUGCUUCAGUUGAAGAUGGUGGUGCAUACGUCUGCAUCGCAGAGUACAACGGUGUUGAGGUGGAUCGACAAGAAGUUUCUCUCAGUGUCACUAAAGCGCCUUCUAUCCGCACUGGCCCAGCCGAUGCUGUAGCAAGCAUUGGGAAUCCAUCUCGAUUUAGCUGUUCUAUCAGUCGAGCUUCACCAGAUGACAUCCAAUGGUUACAUAAUGCUAAAGACAUCAGGGUGGAUGGCCAUAAAUACACAUUGAAUGGUCGUACACUGACUAUUAAUGAUGUUGGGCUGGAAGACCUGGGUAUGUACCAGUGUCUAGUGAACACAGAUGAAGGCAGUACACAAGCUGCUGCUCAACUCAAAGUCUCAGCUGGAUUUCCAUCAGUUAUAGAACCUCCCAUCAACACCACAGCCAUUGAGGGUGAGAGGGUGUACCUAUCCUGCCGGACGAGGGGCGAACCUUUACCCCUUGUAACUUGGGAGGAUCCUAGGCGUAACUAUGUAUUUAACACCGAUAAAACCUUCAUUUCUGAAGAUUCAGGAGGACUCACUGUAUUUAAGGUGGAUCUGACUGAUGUCGGCUGGUAUACCUGUACUGUUACUAAUAGACACGGUGUUGUCAAAUCAUCGGCUUACCUUUCUGUAUUAGAGAAAGUUCCGACCACCUCAACCACACCAACCCAGGGUGUGAUCGGACCCCCUUUCUCUGGCGCCAUCAGUGAUUCUGGUAUCACAACCAUCGUGGAUACCAACGGAGAGGCUAGCAUCAAACCAGGACCACCUCUUGAGCAGCCAAGCAAGCCUCAAGUCGUCAAGAUUGCCAAGACAUCGGUAGAGGUAAGCUGGACAUACAACAAUGCUGGUAACAGUGCUCCGAUCACAGGCUUCACAGUGCAGUAUAUUGACGUUAGGGGUGUAGAAGGAUGGAGGACAGCGUCCAAUACCAUCGGCCCUCAACAGAGAUCCUACCAAGUCACCAAUCUAGAACCAAGCAAGAUCUAUAGGUUCAGGGUGAUAGCCUCAAAUCGGUACGGAGAGAGUCCUCAUAGUGAUUUAUCCAACCGCAAACUUCUUGAAAGCUCUGUCCCGGUGGUUGCCCCAAAGAGGGCGCCAACGAUAUCACCACGGAUCAUGGAAUGCGUACCGGAGUCUUCUACCACAAUCAGAGUGGUGUGGGAGUACCCCUCCACUGCUCCUGUUACUACCAAUGAGGACAUCGAAGGCUUCUACGUCUACAUCCGUAACUUUGACAGUGAUGAUGACCGUGACUACGUCCGGACACCCAUCAUUGGUGCACAUGUCAGGAGCUAUCUUAUCGAGAAAUUGGAACCCGAGGAAAGUUAUGACAUCAAGGUUGAGAGUUUCAACAGUGCAGGAGAAAGCAAAGGCAGCAAUGUCAUUAUAAGAAGUACUCUUGCCCGCGAGACAGAACCCCCACCGAUCAUCAUCCGUCCCUCCAUACCCGGCCACCCGAUAGACCUCAGUCCCCACAUACCCUUCAUUGACGAUGACCCUACCCUGGCCCCUCCCCACCCCCCAAGGGGACAGAGUGAAGACAUUCUGUAUAUCACCCUCGGGGUGGUGCUGGGGGCGAUGUUACUCGUUCUGAUCAUGUUUGCUGUCAUGUGUGUAUGGAGAGCUAAGCAAGUCAACAGAGACUCCAAUGGACCUGUUCACUGGAACAACCAGCCGAUGUACGAUGGUAACUUUGCCUACCUUGAUGGUGCUAAGUACCCCUACAUGAAUGGCAAGCCGAACAGCAAUCACAGUGGUCCAAAUGGAGUCGCUGGCAGACACAAUCACUAUAGUGAAACUAAUGGUGGAUCCAAGCCCAGGCCUCUCUAUGCACUCCCACAGGACACGUUGGGAGGUCCCCCUUACAUUCCCUGUGGCACCAGUGGCCCGCACCACGACUCGGCACCGGAGACAUCCACGGUACCAUAUGAAGACCACCAAAUGUACACCACCGUCCCAACCAACAACCAUCAUAGUUAUAAUAGCCUAACCAAUGGCAGCAUAAAGGGCCAUCAUGCGACGUCCAAUCAUGAGUUAGGCCACGCCCCUCCUGUGGGGGCGCCCCCGCCACCACGGCCGGUGUGCCACAUACGGGUUAACCCUCGGUUACAGAGGGAGGUGAAUGGCGUCGGGAGUGCUAGCAUAACAGUGCAUGAUCGGCCUAAUAGGACAGGAGGCAGUACAGAAGGAAUAGAUGGUAAAGAUACGGGGUCAUUAACCUUAAGCUUGCCCACUAUGCCUCCUGAUCUGUAUGUUCAAACCACGCCUACCUUAUCCCCCGCCCACUCGAGAAUCUGCUGUGAGGCUCACGCCCCCUCUCGGUCGAGAUCAGCCUCCAGCCAAUCAGAGGCUUCAUCACAUCACAGCUCCAACCAAUCAGAGUCAUCCCAUCGUAGCUACAACCAAUCACAGCUGUCGUCCCAUCACAGUAGCAGCUCCAAAAUUACAGAUGUCUGAUGCCCCGCCCAUUUUUGUACCACCCACCCAUCCUUUUUUUAAUGUAUGUUAAUGUAUAACAAUCAACUUCCACUGCCCUAUCAAAGAUUAUAUAACAUGUGUGUAGAUGUCAAUUUUUUUUCUUAUAUCUCUGUCUCCCAGUAUAAUGGCAUUCUGCCAGGCAAUUGAAGCAAAGUAAAUAUCUUGCUUAAACAGUUCCUUUCCCUUUAUGUAUCUCUUUUGCUGCAUUCAAUGUCUCCUUUUUUGUCUACACAUCAAACUUCUUCCCACGUGCCUUUGUCUGCGUUUUUGUGUUUUGUACUGAAAAGUUAUGAUAUUUUUCUGGGUAUAUAUUUUAUAAAUGAGAAUUUAAUCUGUACAGUACGCAAAGUCGAGAGCUAUUCAUUUGUCUAUUCUCAUUCAAAGAAGAGAGUCUAUUAUCGGUAUUAUGCUAUUAUACGAUGUGCUGUAUAAAAUGGUAAUAUGUCGUUUUUGUAUAUAAAAUUAUAUUGAGAAUGUUGAUGCUCCAUUUUGUGUUAGUAUUGAAAUCAAAUCUGAGUUUGACUACAAGUUUGUGAUAGAUUAAUGAAAUGUGGUGGCAUGCGAAUCGGAGAUGUCUGAAAAAUGAACAAUAUUGGAGAUGUAUGCAUCCAAUAGAACAAACAAUACCAAAUCAACAAUGUUAUACAAUGGUUUAAUUUUUUUCAGACAUAUUACUUCAUGUCAUAUUAUCUCUCAAAAACAAUUUUCUUAGUAAUUUUGAUGUCAAUGGCUUCCUGUAGAUGCGAUCGAUGUGAAUCUCUUGCAAUCAAUCAUUGAUGGAUCUCUAAAGUUUUUAUGUGAGCUCUGCAAUCAGAAUAGAUCAGUUGAUAUAUGUAUUUGAGAGGUGUGAUGAAGAAGGAAGAUAAAUGCCUUUUCAAUGAAUGAAGAGUGGUCAUUGCUAUUUUUAAUUCAAUUGAAUUACUGUUUUAUUUGCAUUUUACAUGUUGCUUAUUUUUUUUUACAAAGGGUAAACCUAUCGAUGCGAAAUGUAUUCAUUUAAACUUUUUAUUGUGUUCCCCAAAACUCAGAUUAUAAGCAUAAAUGAGAAGGAAUCAUGGAGAAAAAGAUCAGUUUAGUUUAUAUACAGGAAAUAGUGUGUGCGAGAAAUCAGUUAUUGAAUAGUGAGAAAGAAAUACUGAAUUACUGUUUGAACUAGGUGAGCAAAAAACUAUCAAUUUGCUAUGGUAACCCAUGUGAAUGAUUUUGGUUUGAUGAUCUGAACACAUUGGAUUGGAAUUGUAUUAAAACUCUAAUCCUAUACUGCACAUUCUUAACACAUCCACACUUGUUAUUUUGCUACUUUUGAUCACUAUUUUCAAAUUUGAAAGCAAUUUGUUGCUAUUAUUUCAUGGAUGGCGACAUCUGCUAUGAAAACACUCCAACACUACUCAUUAUACACAGGGCAACGUUUUAAAGGGCUUGUUUGCUUGCUUUCUUUUCAUGUUUUAUUUCUGCUUUUUCUACCUCAUGACAAUUUUUAUUCAUGCCGAAAUCUUAAAUGAAGAUAAAGUAUUUUGUAGAAUAUUGAAACGACUAUUUCUGUUGCUGAUGGUAAAAAGCAAAUGUGGGAUUACAUGUACAGUUGGUCACAUACAGUACAUAUAAUGAUUGUAGGAGUGAGAGUAAGGGAAACGAUAAUCAUACAUGUAAAUUAUACACUCCCAGGAUUAUUGAAGUUUGAGUAUAUGGAGCGCUAGUGGAAGUUAGCAAGAUCAAAUUCACUGUAUUAAUCCAUAACGGUAUAAUACAAUAGAGGAGACACUUUUGCAGUUCCUCUGUCUUCAAUGCUAGCAAUUACAUAUUGAAUAUUAUUGGAGAGAAAUUUGUGCUGAAAAAUGAAAUUAUUGUUACAAUUUCCAGUUACAGUAUGUGCAGAUUUUCUUGAAUAAAAGCUGUGAAACUUGAGCUGAUCAUUAUACUCUCUAAAUUGGCAAUGCGAUGAAAAUAACAUGCUCACUGUUUACAAAUUGGCAACUUUUCUAUAAAUUGUUCUUUUUAUUAUAAAACUUUUACUCAUGUUCUUUAUAUUUUUUUUCUUCAAAAUAUUAAAAAGGAAAGGAGUAAAUGUUGCUAUUUUGAGAAGGAAAAUAAGAAUAAAUUUGAUUUUGUGAAAGAUGUUUACCUCAAUGGGGCAAUGAAUAAAUAAUGGUAGAUUUAUAGUUGGUUAUCAACAACAUAAAAUGUAACCUUAUUCCCCAUGAAAAUGCCCCAUGAUCCUCAUACAACUAAUAUUUCCAUUCAUUUACCCUGUCAAAAUUUGUUGGAAAUUCAUGUAUUUUACAAUUUGAAUGUGUAAUUUACAAUUUUCUUUAUGAAUUGAGUAGUCAUUGUGAAGCAUAGGCCAUGUCUGGUCAUGUUUCUUUCAGCUGUCUUCAUUGUUAUAACACUGCCUUUUUAUAUUCAUAUGAUUUUGCUCUGAAAUAUGUGUAGAUCUAUUAUCCGGAUCAUUAAAUGAUAUUCAUGUACGUGUAUUCUAUGCAUAACAAGUCAAAAAGGAAUGUACAUUUUCAACGGUCAUUUUCUUUUUAUUCUGUGUAUAUUUUAUACGAUUUUGUACUAAUUGGUUCUUUUGAGAAGAAUCUUGAAAUACAGUGUGUUUUAUUGUUUUUGGUUAUAAUAAUAUAUGUUCACAAACCACCAAGCUGUUCACUUCAUCAUUAAUUUUGACAUACCUGUACUGCUUUGUUAAGUAAUUUGUUGUUGAAACUGAUACCAUUUCCUUUAGUUCCAGUUUUUAUCAGAUUGGUUUUAUAAGAUAUUGGGGUUUGGGUUACAGAUUCCUUUGGUGCUUUUUUUUUCCUUAUGUCUUCCUUAUUGCAUAACAAGUGACUUUCCAUGGAGGUAAUAAUAAUCAGUAUAAAGCAAAAUCAAACAAUUGGAUAAUUCAUUCUUAAAACAUUUGAUUUAAGUCAUUAUGAGUCCUUUUACACAAAGCGAAGUGACCCCUGUAUUGCAUUAAUUUAACAAAAUUAGUUUUUUGUUGAAACUGAUACCAUUUCCCCUAGUGCCAGUUUUUAUCAGAUUGGUUUUAUAAGAACAUGUAAGAUAUUGGGGUUUGGGUUACAGAUUCCUUAGGUGCUUUUCUUUAUUUUUAGCGUAAGUAAAAAUUCAUCCAUUCUUAUGUCUUCCUUAUUGCAUAACAAGUGACUUUCCAUGGAGGUAAUGAUAAUCAGUAUAAAGCAAAAUCAAACAAUUGGAUAAUUAUUCUUAAAACAUUUGAUUUAAGUCAUUAUGAGUCCUUUUACACAAAGCAAAGUGAUUAAUCAUAAGGCUGAUUUUUAAUUGAUCACAUCAUUCAUAAUAAUGUACGGUCAAUCGUACAUUCAACUUUAUGAUCAAUCACAAGCCUUUGUGUCACAUGGUUUAAAUCAAUACCCAUCUAUUUUACAGCAAUAAGAUAUUUUUAGAUAAAUUCAUUCUAGGUCGGAGAAAUGAUUUGAUGUGCUUCCAGUAUUUUUGUUUCAAAAUCUUCCUUUCUGUGUGGAUUUGGUGUUUCUAUUUUCUUAGUUUUCUUUUUAAAAGAAUAUAUUUCCUUUAAUACCUGCCAAGUGUUCCUAUUUAUUAGAAAUUUUUUUAUUUUGAGGAAAAGAAAAUUGUCAUUUUAACAUGUGUGUUCCUAUUUUUUGGAAAAUUUUCUGUAGUAUUGAAUAGGGGUUUAAGAAUGUUCAUAUUUCUGGAAAUUUCUUUGUAAUAUGUUCCUAUUUUUUGUCAGGGUUGGUACGUAUUUCAUAUAUGAGUAUUCAGAUAUGUUCUAGGAAAUUGUACUAGCUUUAAAAUGUAACUUUGUCAUUAAAAUAAUUUAGUAAGGAUUUUUUACUGGUGGCUAACAUACCAAGAUAUUCACUGACCCUCAAUUGCAGAUGCAUACACUUUAAGUUGAUAAAAGUCUUCCAAGAUUCAAUGGUUUUACAUUUUAGUCGUCUCUCGCUAAAGCUUGAACUCUCAUUAUAAGUUUGGGAGUAGUGCAAAUAUGCUUUCAUGAAUAUCACACAAUAUCACUUUGUGAAGUCCAUUCAUACCACAGCAUAUGUUCUCACUUACUAGUGAUAGAAAAAAAUGUUUAACUAAACCAAAUCAGUUUAUACUUGUUGAUACAAUAAACAGGCAAGCAAUCAUUUCCAAAUUUACAGUUAAUUGCAGGACUUAUGAUUGAUUUGGAGACCUGGGCCCCGUCUUACAAUGAGUUAAAUUGCUCCGAUCAAUCUCAACUAAAUGGAAAUCCAUCAAUGUCAGAUUUUUUUCCUUAGGAAAUUUGCUUAAUGUCCUUUAAAAACAAAGACAAGCACACUGAAUUGUCAAGAAAACAGUUGAAUGUAAGAAUAUAUACAUUAUUUCUAGAAAAUAUUUUGAACAAACAUGUAUUUUAGAUGUUGACGCUGCUGGCUUUCCAUAAUAGCGAUUGAUCGGAUCAAUCGUAACUAUAUAUAUUUUUUUUCAAUCAUGUUGUCUUAACAUGCUUCCUUGUAAGAUGUUCCACGUUAAAUGAAUUGUAAUACAAUCAUGAAAUGAAACCAGAAUCAUAUCAUUUUCUACUACUAGUACACUGCAAAAACUUUGGUGUUGAUUUAACACCAGCCUGGAAUCACACCAGAGAAGUGUUAAACAACACCAGUUUCGUUUUGGUCUAACACCAGAAAGGUGUUUAUACAACACCAAUUUAAUAGUAUUAAAACAGCAGCAGCAGAAUCGGUUUGAUUCCAAACUGGUGUUGUUUCAAUACUUCUCUGGUGUGGACAUAUAUAGAUUCCGGGCUGGUGUUAAAUCAACACCAGAGAUUUUGCAGUUUACUCUUGUGAUUCAUAUCAUGUUAUAUUCACUGCCAUACCUUAAAAUUGAACAAGUAGAAUAUCUGAAUCUCUUAAUCAAAAUUUGUACGAAAGUCUCUAACCUUGCCAGAGCACUAUGUAUUCAGUGAAAAUGGUGAAAAUCUGGCCUAGGGGGUGAUUCUUGUAGUUAUUUAUGAAAUCAUGCAUGACAUCACAUGACCUUUGUCAAAACGAUGAAUUGAGACAGUGUAUUUCUUUAUCCCAGGGUUUAUUUAUUUGUUUUUUUAUAUCAAAGACAAGGCACCUACAAGAGCUUGUUCUGAAAAUCAUGCUUUAUUACUUUUGAAGGAGAGUCGUUACUGCAUGCUAAACUGGAUUUUACUAUGUCUUGUCAAAAUGAAAACAGCUUUGGCUCCAUGUAUUUCGCAAAUCCUUUAGGAUGUGUCCUUGGUCACAAAAAAAUGUGAUAGCGUUGGCAUCAUGUAUUUAUUUUUAGUUUAUUUAUUAUAAAAAAGGAUACACAAUUCCACCAUGUUGCAGAAUUGUUCUUCCAUUUUGCCCUAUUUUGCCAGUUGUAUUCUAUGUCACUUUUUAAAAUAAAUGCAUAUGCAAUCAGUAUUAUAGGAGAGUGGGAGUGUUUUAUCAUGGACCUAGGUCCAUGGUUUUAUGAACAAACUUAGACCAACCUUGUGUAAAUAAAAUAUUUUAGGGGGUGGGCCUGCCAUUUUUAUGCACAAAAUGGAUCAUAUGAUGUGUAAUCCUUUCAAUAAUUUUUUACGUUUUUGAGAGGAUAUCAUUCAGAAUAUUCAAGGGUACUUCUUGAAAAAUAUUUGAUUUCAAAACUUAUCAAUUUUUUAUUGCUAGGUAGUGACUUAAUUUAGCAUUCCCGUGUGAUGAAAUUACAAACUUGGUAUUGGGUAUUGAUACCUAUAUUGUAUUCAUUCUUUGUCUGUUUUCUUCGAUGAGAAAAAGUGGCGUUUUUGUAUUCUUAAAUAUUCUAUGUGAAAUAUGACCAUUUUGUGGAAGAUACAGUAUUUUAUUAUCACAAUGUUGUGAUUGAUUUCGUACAUAAAUAAUAAAAAAAAUCUAUUCUUGUCUGUAUGCAUCGAAAGUGUAUUAUAAUGAAUCUAUAUAUAUUUGUGAUAUAAUGAUAAUAAAAUGUGGCAUGUCAUGAACAUGGCAAAAACUUAUGAAAGAGAAAUU
Molecule: messenger RNA, 9358 nt
Organism: Lytechinus pictus (painted urchin)
Lineage: Eukaryota; Metazoa; Echinodermata; Echinoidea; Temnopleuroida; Toxopneustidae
Product: cell adhesion molecule-related/down-regulated by oncogenes-like
Exons: 17
Coding region: 57-3368 (1103 amino acids)
Biological process (GO): cell-cell adhesion; axon guidance; brain development
Cellular component (GO): axon; plasma membrane
Molecular function (GO): cell-cell adhesion mediator activity
Source: RefSeq, a predicted model, not a curated record